Molecule: messenger RNA, 1296 nt
Organism: Brettanomyces bruxellensis
Lineage: Eukaryota; Fungi; Ascomycota; Pichiomycetes; Pichiales; Pichiaceae
Exons: 2
Coding region: 1-1296 (431 amino acids)
Molecular function (GO): protein dimerization activity
Source: RefSeq, a predicted model, not a curated record
AUGAAGCCUCUCACAGCAGAUGGAAUCCAACAUCAGAAAAAUGCACAAAGUGGCCGGAGCUUGGCACAACAGUCUGCAAUGGAUCUCCUUGGUUUAACCAGAACUUUUGAAUCGUCCAAUCACAAUUCACCACGUACGAAAUCCCCAACAUCAGCCACAGAUGCCGAUUUCGAGGCUGCAUACUUGCUCAUGACAUCCGAUCCACUGAAAUCAAGCAGUUUUGCCUCUUUGGGUAUACCGUUUUCUCCUCAACGGGAAACGGACACAUACCCAUUUCCAGCCCAUCCAGCAAGAUCUGUGACUUAUAACAGUCAACCGGUGGGCAGUAACAGUUCCUCCAUUCAUGCUUUAAGCAAUUCUCAGGUGGGUCCUACAAGCAGUAUUGAAAAGCAGCAUUUAAAUGCGGGCCUUGCCGAACAAAGCAUCCCGGAUCCCGUCCAGGGAACAAACUAUUUGCCGCAAAUACAACAAAUUCCAACAUCAAAUUAUCACACACCGCCUCCUAUUUCACCAGUGCCGCCUACAACAUCAACCGUUUCUCCAAACACAAGAGUUCUUCUGAAUACAUUCAACAAUCUCAACUAUAGCGUAUCGUCAAAAACGGCAAUGAACGACUGGGGGGUCCCAAAUCAACAAUAUUCGCAUCUGGCACCAAACAACAGUGCACCACCUUCCGGGAACGCCACUGGGCAUAGUGUUUCGAACAUUUUGGGCCAAUCACAGCGGGAAAACCACCCAGGAAUGGCAAAUUCCUCCGGGCAGUCGACAGAAUUGCUUUCCAUGACUGAAACUUCCGCUUUAGAGAAUUUUCUCGACUCUAUAGCGAGCGACGUGAGUUUCGACAAGUUGGCAAAGCAAUGGUCGUCGAUCGACCCGGGGAGUUCGGCCAAUAGUCUCAAGGAACAAAUGCAGGAUGGAACUGCAGCAAGAAUUAGCAUUCCGCCAACACAAAGACAGGAUGUUGGUGAAAAAUCGAUUCUUCCGGGUCGUAUUUUGGUGGAAAAUGGGAAGGUGAAAGAGCAGUCAAAGCAGGUGCUGACAGAUGAGGAAAAAAAACAGAAUCAUACAAUUUCAGAACAGAAACGACGACUCAUGAUCCGAAGCUCGUUUCUCAAAUUAUCCCAACUCUUGGAUAAAUCCAAGUUUGAACAGACUUUGCAGGAUCGCCGGAAGAGCAAGAGUAAGCGGAAGGCCAUGUCCAAGUACAAUGUGCUUAAUCGGGCAGUUAUAGAAAUAGAACUUCUUGAGGCACAGAAUGAAAAGUUGCGGAAAUUGUGCCAGCAGUGGGGGGAAUAA